GCAUAUAUAUCUCGAUCGAUCGAUCUGGUGAGGAGCGCUAGAGCUAGCUCAAGGGAGGGAGGGAAGAAGGACGAUCGGAUCGAUCGAAAUGGGGAUGCUGCCGAUGUUGUUGGGGGAGUAUGCAGUCACGGUGGUGGCCAUGGCUGUGGGUUUUCUGGUGGCGACGUACCUGUACGAGCCCUACUGGAAGAUGCGGCACGUGCCGGGACCCGUGCCGCUGCCGCUCAUCGGCAACCUUCACCUGCUGGCGUGGCAUGGUCCGGACGUCUUCUCCGUGCUCGCCAGAAAGCACGGCCCUGUCUUUAGGUUUCACAUGGGGAGGCAGGCGCUGAUCAUGGUGGCGGACGCGGAGCUGUGCAGGCAAGUCGGGAUCAGAAAGUUCAAGAGCUUCCGUAACAGGAGCCUGCCUUCCCCUAUCGCCAAGUCCCCCAUCCUGGAGAAAGGCCUGUUCGUGACCAGGGACUCGAGGUGGUCGGCGAUGCGAAACACGGUGGCGUCCAUCUACCAGCCGUCGCACCUGGCGAGCCUCGUGCCCACGAUGCACUCCUACAUCCAGCGCGCGGCGAGGAACAUCGGCGGCGUGGGCGGGGGCCAGGACGUGGACUUCUCCACGCUGGCGGUCAGCCUCUUCACGGACGUCAUGGGGCAGGCGGCGUUCGGCCUAGACUUUGGCCUGACCGCCGCCGACAAGAAUCCCGGCGGGGACUCCAGCUCGAACAAGCAGGCGCAGGAGUUCGUGAAGAUGCACGCGCACGUGACCACGUCUCUCAAGAUGGACAUGACCGGCUCGCUGUCCAGCAUCGUGGGGCAGCUCGUGCCGUCCCUGCACCGGCCGUUCCAGGAGGUGCUCAGAAGGGUGCCCGGCACGGCCGACCGGGAGACCGACCGAGUGAACCGCGAGCUACGCCGCCAGAUGGACGCCAUCGUCGCCGACGCCGCAAGGGAAAGGGAUCUGCACUACUCUCGGCAGCAGCAGAAGAAGAACGACUUCCUCUCCGUGGUGCUCGGCGGCGCCGCGGAGAAGCUGCUCACGCCGGACUACAUCGGCGCGCUGGCGUACGAGCACAUCCUGGCGGGCUCAGCGUCCCCCGCCUUCACCCUAUCCACGGUGGUCUACCUCGUCUCAAAGCACCCCGAGGUGGAGGACAGGCUGCUCAAGGAGGUCGACGCCUUCUUCCUCGACCACGACGACCGCCUUCCCACGGCCGACGAUCUACACACCAACUUUCCCUACCUGGAUCAGGUGGUGAAGGAGUCCAUGAGGUUCUACAUGUCAUCGCCGUUGGUGGCACGAGAGUCCUCGGACAAGGUGGACAUUGGUGGCUAUGUGCUUCCCAAGGGCACAUGGGUGUGGCUCGCGCCAGGGGUGCUCGCCAAGGACCCUAUCAACUUUCCAGAUCCGGAGCUGUUCCGUCCCGAGAGGUUCGAUCCCACAGGCGACGAGGACAAGCGCCGGCACCCCUACGCAUUCAUUCCCUUUGGCAUUGGCCCUAGGAUCUGCAUCGGCUACAAGUUCUCCAUCCAGGAGAUCAAGCUUGCCAUCAUCCAUUUGUACCGCCAAUACAUCUUCCGCCACUCUCCUUCCAUGGAGUCACCUCUCCAGUUCCAGUAUGGAGUCAUAGUGAACUUCAAGCAUGGAGUCAAGCUUCAGGUCAUCCACAGGCAUAAGGAAUAGACUGUUCCCAGACAUCGAUCCCCUCAACUACGUGGCAUGCAUAUGCAGGGGUCCUCUAGCUUGUUGUUAAUAAGGCUUGUGUCGUGUGUUUCUAUGUCGUGUCCAAAGUCCAAACUCGCACCAUAUAAAAAAUUAAAGGUUUUGGCUCCCGUGACCCAGGAGUCUCGGUA
Molecule: messenger RNA, 1845 nt
Organism: Brachypodium distachyon (stiff brome)
Lineage: Eukaryota; Viridiplantae; Streptophyta; Magnoliopsida; Poales; Poaceae
Product: cytochrome P450 711A1
Exons: 4
Coding region: 89-1675 (528 amino acids)
Molecular function (GO): oxidoreductase activity, acting on paired donors, with incorporation or reduction of molecular oxygen; heme binding; iron ion binding
Source: RefSeq, a predicted model, not a curated record